Molecule: messenger RNA, 1161 nt
Organism: Brugia pahangi
Lineage: Eukaryota; Metazoa; Nematoda; Chromadorea; Rhabditida; Onchocercidae
Source: the annotation of a GenBank genome assembly
AUGUCCGUUUAUAUUUUACAUCCGCAAACUGUGGCUACACCUAGCUACUCGUCGACAAUUCUUAAGACACGGAAUGUAUCUGCACCUAUUUUACCGCGUUAUUGUACAGCACGACCACUCACUGUGGUAGGACGACAGUCACUGCGUACAGUUAUUCCGGUGCAAGAUGUGCAAAGAUCGGCUAAAAAUAGUGUGCUUCAGCAACCUAUUGAAGAGCUACUUGGUCUGGAAGCUUCAGGGGAACAUACAGUUCGAAAACGUGAGCGUUUGAAUCAUUUGACUGCGGAGGAGAAACAGAAUCGACGUAAGUUAAAGAAUCGCGUAGCUGCACAGACUGCACGUGAUCGCAAGAAAUAUCGUGCAAGCAAACUUGAAGAAGCCGUUCGGAUGCUUAUCCUAGAAAACAGCAAAUUGCGUGAGGAAAAUAAGUGCUUAAAGAAAACAUGUGAAGAGCUAAAGAAUCAAAAUGUCGAGCUGCAGAACUUGUUGAAUAACAACCAGGAACGUGACGAAUCAUGUUCUGAGACAGAAGUAAGUAGUAGUAGUAACAUGGCAUCAUCGUCCCUUGGAUCUGCCGAAUCCAUUCGCGGUCCCCAGCAGAGGGAACAGGCGGAAAUCAUCGGGGAAAUCUGCGCAGCUGAUGGAGCAGAUUCGACGUUGCAAGAUGUUGGCGGAACGACACUUGAAUUCGAGCGAUUCUGUUCAAAGAUACUUAGUGAAAUUGAUGACACUACUGCAGCGUCGGAUGCCGCUAAAACGAAAUAUCCGGAGAAGUGCAACACGCAUCGAGUGGAUUGCACAACACCAGAUAUCAUUAUAGCACCGGAAUAUUUGAAACCGGACCCAGAGCCCCAGACACCAAUUUCUCUUUGUACCGAUACAGCCAUAAAUAACGCAGUGGAAUAUGAAGAGUCAGCUUCCUGCGUUAAUUUUAAUAUGGAAAGUGAUCAUGAAUCUAACUGUGAACAAUUGUCCGGUUAUUCUUUUUGUGCAUCGAAAUCGUCCGAUACAGCAGAACAUUUCACUCCUUCCUCUCCCUCAUUUAUCUUGUUUGAUGAUAUAAAAGAGGGAAACAAUGAUACCCCCUCACUUCUUAUUAGUGGUAAUGAUCCAAUGUUUUGUGUCCCACAUAAAUGGGAUACCGAUGACGACUACAUGUAA